Messenger RNA from Protopolystoma xenopodis, 531 nucleotides. Lineage: Eukaryota; Metazoa; Platyhelminthes; Monogenea; Polystomatidea; Polystomatidae. The record is from the annotation of a GenBank genome assembly.
UUGUUUUGCAGUUAUGUUGGCCCGUCUGCAUUUGAGGAACCCGAAGAGCCCGACUCUCGACCUAAUUUCGACGUUGCGCCUCAGGCUGCUGUGACUGCUCAAGGGGCGCCAGUACGCUUUCUUGUUCGUAUCAGUGGAAAGCCAACGCCCGAGGUGACAUGGCUUCUGAACGAGGAGCCCAUCAUCCCGGACUCUAUGACGAAGAUAUACGGCGACGGAGCCAUCAACUACCUUGAGAUUGGGCGCUGCAUGCAUGAAGUGGGAGCGAAUAAGCUUCGUGUGGUCGCCAGAAAUGCUCUCGGUGAAGCCAGUGCCGAGACCGUUCUGACCGUUGCGAACAGUGAUCAAGCUCGACCCGAUCUAAAACACGUGGCACCAGGGCAGCCGAAUUCGUCCUCUAAAUCAGAAAUUUUGGUCGAGCCCAGUCAGCAUGUCGAUCUUUUGCAGGCUUUAUCAUCAUAUCGCCAAAUGGCUGACAAAAAGUCGGUUGCUAUGUUUUCGGGCCAUGAAGCUGACGGACUCGAGUGGUAA